This is a messenger RNA of Capronia coronata CBS 617.96, 195 nucleotides long. RefSeq lists its product as uncharacterized. The transcript has 2 exons. The annotation marks the transcript as partial. NCBI's taxonomy places the organism in Eukaryota, Fungi, Ascomycota, Eurotiomycetes, Chaetothyriales, Herpotrichiellaceae. The record is from RefSeq and is a predicted model, not a curated record.
AGUGGGAUGGCAGGGCCUACGGCCAGUGGCAACUCGCCAAACCGUCAACCGGGUUACGUCGCACUUGCAGUCGUGGGAGACAAGGGCACCUUGAGCAGAGACUUGGAUACAGGGCUUGGAGGUGAUCGGCAGGCCAAUAUGGUUGCCUUCGCAGUCGAGGCACUUCAUCUGCUUAAGGAGUACAUAACAGCAGGU